AUGACACUUCUAAAGAAACGAAUUUCCUUUAUUGGAAGUGUUGCAUUGUUGGUAUCUUCGAUGACCGGUCCUGGUCUAGUUACAAUUCCAAUUUUGUUUCAAAGUGCAGGAUGGCUAACAUCAAUACUAACAUUGAUAACGGUAACAUUAUUGAGCGGUGCAGCAUCAUUACUCCUAUGUGAGACACUAAGUUCGGUAGUAGGCAACGAACAAUUCCAACGCCAAAUCGAAUUCUCCUCUCUCGCAACAAUUCUAAUUUCAGACCCCAAAAAACGCAUCUUUAUCCAAAUCACACUCUUCAUCUCAAUUCAAUCGGUAAACAUCGCCUCAAUAUUAAUUUCCGCGCAGUCGAUGGACACGUUGCUUGUUUCUCUGGCGGGACGGUCUUGUGGGAUCGGAAUUCAUCCGCGUCGUGGACCUUUUUGUGUGUAUGAACCGAGUCAUUGGAAUAGCCCAUUCGGCGAUGAUUAUAUGGUGGUUACAGCCGGGUAUUUGAUUACAUUGGCUAUGGUUCUUCCUUUGGGUCUUAUGGAUUUAGUCGACAACAUUAAAUUUCAGAUCCGAAGUGAUCAAAGCCGAAUUAUCGGGACCGUGCUUUUUAAUUAUGCCUUUGUUACGACAAUUCCAAGUUGGGUUAACGAUAUGGGUUCAACCGUCUCAAUAAGAAAAUCUGUAUGGUACUCUGCAACAAUAUCAACAAUUGCAUAUAUCCUACUAGGAAUUCUAGGAGGGAUGGCCUACAAAAUGGACGCCACCUCAAAUAUCAUUGCGGUGAUAAACGCAUCAAAGGAGCGCAGUAUUGUUAGUGUGGUGACCACGUAUCUCUUUCCGUUGGCGGUGUUGAUUGCGAGUAUUCCGGUCUAUACUAUUGUUGUGCGGUAUAAUUUACAAAGGACUGGGCAGUGUGGGAAAGUUACGACAAUUAUUCUCUCGACUAUCCUUCCGUGGACAAUAGUGAUCCCGUUUCAGACAGGGUACUGGCUAAACACAUUCACAAAUUGGACCAGUAUAAUUUUUACAAGCACUAGCAAUUUUAUACUGCCCUUCUAUUUCUACUAUUUGAACGAAAAGCGACGUAGAAAUACAAAGGUGGCGAAUGAAGUCGACGACGCUUUUAGUAUAAAGACAACAGGAAGAAGCACAAAUGAUGGUGGUGUUUGUGCGUCAUCGAUAAUUCGAUCUCCAAAAUCAGCGAAAUCACUUUCGCCCCCGGUAACACGACGCACUCCUUUAUCCAGAUCUCCAUCAAUUAAUAGUGUGCGAUCAAUAACCAAUGAAGAUAAGUAUCUCGAAUCUUCUCAGACAACAACGACAUCAACAAUAAUUCGAGCAGUAGACACCGAACAAAAUAACAUUAACGAGAAAAGUGAAACUAGAUCUUAUAAUAAUUUGUCACUUGCUCCACCAGUAUUAGAAUCCACUAAUCAUCGUAGAAGUCUUUCGGCUCCAUACUCGCUAAUGACAUCAUCUACUACCGCAAUUUCUAACAGUGUGGAAGUGAAGCAACCAUAUCGACCGAAAUUACAUCUUGAAAUUCCACCGAUAUUAACACGUCGAACUUCGUCCAGUUGUCGUCAAUCACUACAAAUUGAGCAGCCACCCUCGCCACCGUUUUCACCUUCUGUCGUUCCAAUUAUUACUGUUAAGAAUGACGAUGGGAUCGCUGUCAUCGUCGACUUGAGCAGCAGUCACAACUCUAGCAAUAUCGAAAUUAGUAACAAUGAUGAUAAUAAUGGUAUGAUAGUAAUGAAUACUGUAGAUAAAAAUCAACUUGACUCUUUUUUGAAGAAGUUUGAUGACGAACAACAGCAGCAUCGGCAACACAAGUCAUUCAAAGCUUUUCCGAUUUCGACACGGAACAGUGUGAUUUGUGCUAAAAUUGGCGGUGCAUUUUCGGUUUUUUUGGUUGGAGGGAUUAUUUUUUAUGAUUUCUUGCAGUUAGCGAUGGGAAAUAAUGUGUGGCAUUAG
Messenger RNA from Ambispora gerdemannii, 1968 nucleotides. The record is from the annotation of a GenBank genome assembly. Lineage: Eukaryota; Fungi; Glomeromycota; Glomeromycetes; Archaeosporales; Ambisporaceae.